UACUUCUCUAUAUGAAAAUUAUUGCCUAGACCCGGUCCACUAUGGAUCUAAAACACAAAAUGUAUAGUGGAAUUCACCUAUUAAAUACAUUGAUUCCACAUAUUUGUGUUUUAGUUGUAUGAUGAAUCAGGUCUAGGUAUGAAAAAUUCUUUCUCUAUAAUGGUGUAAAUUAUUUUACUUGAACAAAUCUAUUUUAGUAUUGACUUUUUAAGAAUAUGAAACUUGUAUAAUACUUGUAUCAUUCAGGCAAAGCCUUUUAUGUUCAAAGGAGAUUCAGUUGAAAUCAAUUACAGUUGUCUUGUUGAUUCCGCAUUGAAGGGAGAUUAUAUAAAAAGUGAAAUGGAGCUAAUGAUUUAUUGUGCUGCUGUUAGCGUAUAUAGACCUUCUAAACUUCGACCAAGAAUGAAACAGAUAGUUGAAGCUCUUGAAGGAAAAUUGCCUUCUAAUGAAUUAUGGGUUGCGGAAGAGAAGACAGGCAGUAUGGCAGGUCAGAAGAAAGGUAGCAUUGCUUUCUUCGCAACCUAUAAACCACCUGUGCCGCUGGACAUAUUCUCGUGUCCUGUUUUACAGACGUCGAGGCAUGAUGAGCUCCACAUGACUGAUGGAUUGUCCUACAAUUACAACUGA
Hevea brasiliensis (rubber tree) is the source of this 627-nucleotide messenger RNA. Its product is annotated as putative proline-rich receptor-like protein kinase PERK6. The coding region runs from base 259 to 627 and encodes 122 amino acids. The record is from RefSeq and is a predicted model, not a curated record. NCBI's taxonomy places the organism in Eukaryota, Viridiplantae, Streptophyta, Magnoliopsida, Malpighiales, Euphorbiaceae. The transcript is spliced from 3 exons.